UUCUUCUCCCAAACAAAUAACAAUUAUAGUUUGCUGCAAUAUUCAGCUACUUUAAUAAGUAAUUGAUAUUGAUUAAUUAAUUCUAAUCUUACUUCCGGAUCAUUUUUCCCGAAGCCUAUAAAAUAAGUUCAGCAAACUGCGUCAAAUACGCAUAUAACUGUACAUAAUUUAGCAGUCAAAAAUGGCAGAAAUAGAAGCCGACAACACUCUCCGAGCUAUAUGUUACAAUCGUGGCUCUCUUAAGCUCCUCGACCAGAGAAAACUUCCUCUCGAGACUGGAUAUCUUGAAAUCAAAAACACAUCCGAUGGAUGGUCUGCUAUACGAGAGAUGGUGGUUCGUGGAGCACCUGCUAUUGCUGUUGCCGGAGCUCUUUCUCUUGCAGUUGAAGUGUUUAACUUGGAUGGUUUUAGUGGCACAUCUGAUGAUGCUGCCUCUUAUCUAUUUAAAAAAUUGGAUUAUCUUGUUUCAAGCCGUCCAACAGCGGUGAAUCUCGCAGAUGCUGCAGUUAAACUUAAGGAAGUUAUAUCUAAGGCUGCUGCCACUGCUUCAGAUUCCAAAUCUAUUUUUGAGGCUUACAUAGAAGCUGCUGAAAUCAUGCUUGAAGAUGAUGUUGCUUCAAAUAAAGCAAUUGGGUCACAUGGAGCAAGUUUUAUUCAGAAUCGGCUGGAAAACCCUAAGAAGCUUUCUAUUUUAACCCAUUGCAAUACUGGCAGCCUUGCAACAGCUGGAUAUGGUACCGCACUUGGUGUGAUACGUGCACUUCAUUCUGAAGGUGUGCUGGAGAGGGCAUAUUGCACAGAGACGCGUCCAUUCAAUCAAGGAUCUAGACUCACAGCUUUUGAGCUGGUGCAUGAAAAAAUACCUGCUACUCUAAUAGCAGAUUCUGCUGCAGCUGCACUAAUGAAAGAUGAUCGAGUGAGUGCUGUAAUUGUUGGUGCUGAUCGUGUGGCUUCAAAUGGAGAUACUGCUAAUAAAAUUGGGACCUAUAGCCUUGCGCUGUGUGCAAUGCAUCAUAAUAUUCCUUUUUAUGUUGCUGCACCUCUGACCUCCAUUGAUUUAUCCCUUUCUUCUGGAAAACAAAUUAUUAUAGAAGAAAGAUCGCCUAAAGAAUUAUUAAAUACUCGCGGAGGACUCGGAGAGCAAGUUGCAGCAUCCGGUAUCUCUGUUUGGAAUCCAGCUUUUGAUGUUACCCCUGCAAAAUUAAUCAGUGGGAUCAUAACAGAAAAGGGUGUCAUCACUAAGAUUGAUAGCAAUGAAUUUGACAUAAAGAGUUUCGUGAAGGCCACAGCCUAGAAGUGGCAUCUCGGAAGCCACGAGGUGGAUGCUCACCGAUGUGGUAAGCAUGUUUAUGGGAUGGAAUGUAAUAUAGCUGCUAUCAUAAUUAUGCGCUUUCAAACACUUGAAAAUAAUGCUGGAUCAGCCUUCUGUAAUGCCUCUGAGUGUUGAUUGUAUUAAAACCUUUGGCAUUUUUACAAAGCUUCUGGUUUUUAAGGUUA
This is a messenger RNA of Mercurialis annua (annual mercury), 1497 nucleotides long. RefSeq names its product methylthioribose-1-phosphate isomerase. NCBI's taxonomy places the organism in Eukaryota, Viridiplantae, Streptophyta, Magnoliopsida, Malpighiales, Euphorbiaceae. Bases 182 to 1294 code for a protein of 370 amino acids. The record is from RefSeq and is a predicted model, not a curated record. Gene Ontology annotation, molecular function: S-methyl-5-thioribose-1-phosphate isomerase activity. The transcript has 9 exons.